Messenger RNA from Osmia bicornis bicornis, 8139 nucleotides. Its product is annotated as protein O-mannosyl-transferase TMTC1-like. The transcript is spliced from 15 exons. NCBI's taxonomy places the organism in Eukaryota, Metazoa, Arthropoda, Insecta, Hymenoptera, Megachilidae. Gene Ontology annotation, biological process: protein O-linked glycosylation via mannose. Gene Ontology annotation, molecular function: protein binding; mannosyltransferase activity. The record is from RefSeq and is a predicted model, not a curated record. The coding region runs from base 2010 to 4277 and encodes 755 amino acids.
GCGACGAUCCGCUCGGAUUCCACGAGCAAGCGGUCGCGUGUUCGCGAUGUACGAUCGACGAUCGGUAAUCUUCGUUCGCGCGUUCGUUAAGUUUCGGCCGCCUCGAGGUUAGUUCGUUCGGUGACUCUGUGAGGUGAACUUGGUUCGCGCAUCGACGUGGAUCUAAUUGAAAAAUCGAUCAGUCCUUCGAUCGACUCGUGUAAAAUAUCCGAUAUCGGAUCUUUGCUGAUCAAUUAUAGUUAAUAAACACGAACAUGUCUCUUCGAGUCUCGGUGAUAAAUGACGCGUCAACCUGUUGUAACCUUGUAUCGGGUACGCCAUAGAGGCGUGUAAACAAUUCAUUGAAGACCUUUCGUAGAAGGGACAGUGCGGUGGAAACUUGCGACGAUUAUUGUUCGCUAUUCGCCCGUCGAAAAGGUACCUUUCGAGAGAAGAUGUGGAAGUGAAAGAUUCUCGUACGAGUGCUGUCAAGGGAGCGGAAAGAAAAUGGUACCGGACCAGAGAUUCGAUUGUCCGACGCGAGAGGCCGCGAAACGUGGAGCGUGAAAGUAGCACGGUUGAAUGGUGGAAGAAUCGAAACUCUGGAGUAGCGGAAACGAAGGGCGGAGAAGGAAAAAAGGAAGAAAAGGAGGAAACGAAAGAAGGUACUGCGGGGAAUUCGAAGCUGUGCCUCCGGUCACUUGCGACUAGCCGUGUAUAUGCAUAGGAAAAUCGUGGUAAUAGAAGAUCCCCAGCUAGCACGACGCGUAUCUGGGUCAUACAGCCGCUUCCCUUUCGCACGCGUCUCUCUGCUCUGUGCUCGUUUACCAUAAUUUUGUGAGAUUCCCUGGUACCAUCGGACGUCGAUUUACCGUCAGAACGAACGUAUCCUCCGUUAAUCUUUGAUCAGAAACGAAAAAAACAUGCAAUUAAGUGUAACGAAAGAACACGACAAAGAAACGUCCUGCAUGAAAGCUUUCUGUAACACUUUCACAUAGACGGAUAGAAAAUGGAACGGAAAGCGGUGGCGUGAAACGUGUUGUACAAAGUUCCUAGAUGUCGAUAUUCGUGGGGGAAUAAUCGGAAAAAACGCGAAAACGGGAGCAGACUUAAAGGGAACUCGGUUUUCCACGAGCCGGUGCGCGUUUCGUUGACGUUCAAGAUCUAGAGAGUCGUUGCACGCGAGCUCGUUUCGACUUCUUUGUUAAGCGCGGCGGUUUGUCGGAUCGCCGCGCCGGGUUAAAUCGUUUGCGUAGACGAACGUGGUUUUUCGCGUAACAGCUUCGAUGACGGCGAUGGUAACGAGCUGUUACAUCGUCACCGGGUGGAAAGCAGGAUAUCGAAGAGGGAAAAAAACAGAGUGGUGACCGUGGAGCUAGAUUCCCGCGGGGACAAUCCCGGACGAACGAGCCACCACGCGAGGAGCUAUUAUCUGUGUGGAAGAGCAAUCAGCUCACGCGAAACCCGUUUCUCUUUAGAACGGACACAUCGGACGCGCCGGCACGGUAAAUAAUGAACCUCCGCAGUCAUUUAUCAAGCUCACCGCGAGGCCAACGAAUGCUCAAAGUAGCCCGGUUGAAGUAAAUGGAAGAGUGCAACGCGAGCUGACGGCAGGUAGCAAAGCGCGCCCGCCGAUCCCAGCUGGAUUUCGUUCACAAGAAAAAUAAUACCGUCACUCGACGUUGCUCACGGUAUCUCGAUCGAACGUACUUGCCUUUCGUGAUCGUGUUCGGGGGUCGGUUCAAGGUAACGAACCUGGUCGUCUAAUUACAAACCAGGAAGUCUCGUGUCUCGUCCGUUCGUAUGUACACAAACGUUCGAUGUCGGUGUUGUGGCUGUCUCUGAGAUGCGAUCAACGGCCGAAUCGUCCUACGGUCAACCGCGUCCUUGUUCCGCGAGGUUUUAUCAACGCGACAGAUAACGCCGUUCCGAGAGAUUUCGUGGUUCCAUGAAAGUGAUCAUUACCGAGGAUCGUGGCCGAACGUUGACUCCGUUUUGUGCGACGGUGUAGUUCGGGUUUCCGGUGAAUCAUGCGGCGACGAAACAACAGCAACGCCGGUUGUUGCUGCCAGAGCAACAAGAGAUCCGGUCGCGCCGGUUACAACGACGCGGACGGAAACGAACCACCCGGUUGGUGCCUGUACACGAGCGUGGCUCUGGUAGCCGUUGCUUGUUACCUGAACGCGUUAAACGGUGAUUUCGUGCACGACGACAUACCAGCGGUGGUGAGGAACAAGGACGUGCUCGCUCAAACACCUUGGGCCAGCGUCCUCAAGGAUGACUUCUGGGGUACGCCUAUGCACGACAUCAACAGCCACAAGAGUUACAGACCGUUGACCACCCUCACCUUCCGAUUGAACUAUCUGAUGUCAGGAUUAACGCCAAGCUGGUACCAUGCGACGAAUAUUGCCCUGCACGCUAUUGCAUGCGUUUUGGUCACAAGGGUGAGCCUAGUGGUGGCAGCUCUUCGUCCAGGAUUUGCUGCCCUGGCAGGCUUGCUGUUUGCUGCUCAUCCUGUGCACACCGAAGCGGUAACUGGCAUCGUAGGACGAGCAGACGUAUUGGCCUGCAUUUUCUUCUUGUUAUCAUUCCUCGCCUAUCACGGACAGCAGACGGCUUACGUGUGGAGCAGUGUAUGUCUCGGAGCGUUGUCGAUGCUGGCGAAGGAGACGGGCAUUACUGUUUUGCCUCUAAACCUUCUUUACGACCUUUGCCGUUCCUGGCAUUCAAUCAAGAGGUCUAUUUUCGAAGCCAGAUGGAACGACGACUCGAGACACUUUUCUCGUCGCGCUGCAGCUUUGCUGGUUUCGUUUGGCGUGCUGCUUGUUGUACGACUCGCCCUCCUUCAUGGCGCUCUACCGAAGUUCUCGCCGCAGGAUAAUCCAGCAGCUUUUCAUCCCUGUUUCCACGUUAGAUUAUUGACGUUCUGUUACCUUGCGGCUUUGAAUUGCUGGUUGCUGCUUUGUCCAGCGACGUUGUCACACGACUGGCAAAUGGGAUCCGUUCCUCUGGUCGCCUCUUUGGCCGACACCAGAAAUUUGGCCACCUGUCUGUUCUUCGGUGGCUGUCUAAUUCUCACGUACAAAGCCUUCACGGAUUUCGAGCAACAGAGGCACCCGCCUCUUCUCCUUGGUUGGAUGUUCCUGGUACUCCCGUUCCUGCCCGCAUCCAAUCUUUUUAUUACCGUUGGAUUCGUCGUCGCGGAACGGGUGCUCUACAUGCCCAGUGUCGGAUGGAUCCUACUGGUCGUGUACGGGAUGCAAAUCAGCUGGACGGCUAUUCCCCGAAGAAGAAGUCUGAUCACAACGGGGAUAGUUCUACUCCUGCUGUUAGGAUGUUAUAGAACGGUUCUUAGAAACCGAGAUUGGACUUCAAGAGAAACUUUGCUCAGAGCUGGUCUACGGUCUCUUCCGCACAACGCCAAGAUGCACUACAACUUCGCCAACUUCCUCAGGGACAUGUCGCAACCGAACCGUGCGAUCCUGCAUUACCAGCUGGCCCUUUGGCUGUGGCCGACGUACGCCAGCGCGCAUAACAACCUCGGAACACUCACUGUGGGUGAUCAAGCGGAGCAACAUUUUUUGGCAGCGAUACACGCUCAGCCAGGACACGUGAACGCUCAUUAUAAUCUUGGUCAGCUCUACAGGAAAACGAACAGAACGGAGGAGUGCAUACGGAUGCUACAAAAAUGCGUGUCUCUUGAUCCAGCCUACACCCCCGCUUAUUUAGUUUUGGCGAGAUUGGCAACCGGUCCAGCCGCAGGGGUGCUUUUGAGACACGUGGUUCGAUUGCAACCGAGAAGUCCUGACCAUCUCGCGGAAUAUGCGUCCUGGUUGCACCAGAAUGGUAAAUGGUUACCCUCCCUGAAGUACUAUCUCAAAGCCAUGGAGGUCUCGCCAUCGCAUAGAUCGUCGCUCCUGGGAACGGUCAGGAUCCUGAGGUCGCGGGGUCAAUGGCCGAGGGUGCAUCAACUUAUCACCAGGUGGCACCUGAUGUUACGAGCGAAACGUGGCGGACUCAUAUAUCGUGGCGACCUUUAUAUACGCGCGUGGCAGCUGCAAAGCGAAUCCCGUCGCCGAGCGCAUCAGCAUCAAGCGAAUAUCUGCUUAUCGGAGGGCGGUUGUUCGACGCCCCGUGUCGCCAGCGUGUCAGUGCAGCUCGAGCAGGACAGCAACAAGUCGGAGCAGCUGGAGCGGGCGCCACGUUGCAACGUGCGUACCUGUAGACAGUCGAGAAAAGGGAAAACGCGCGUCACCGCGCCCGCACUGCUCGUACAGAACCUCCUGGAGACGCUCUAGCUCGACCAAUUAUUCCACUAACUACCUGUUUAUCUCUCUCUUUUUCUCUAUUCUGGUCUCAUCGUCGACGAGAACCUGACCAGGCACACACGAUGCCGAUUCGGGAAGCAACCAAUUGCUUCGAACGAGUCCCGAAUUCUUUGUGAUCGAAAAGAGAACGAAAAGCGGACGAGCAGAUUUUUUGGAUCUUUCUCUGUGUGAUACUUAUCCUGUUUUCGCGACGAUCGACGAUCAAUAUCGACCGUUCGAUUUCCACCAGGCGGAAAUUGCUUGAUUGGCUAGAUUUUCACGAAAGAGAGGACCAAGAGAGCCUGUACUUCGACCAUGAUUCACUGUGCACACCGAGUUGCAUCGAACUUGUCGCGGCGUUUUACGCAAACCAUAUUUACGCCGAUAGCCGAUUGGCUGGUGUCCCACGCCGCGACAAGUUCGAUGCAAUUCAGUCAAUGUACAUCGAAAACCAAGAAGAUGAGGGGAGAAGUUUGUACGAAGACGUGAUAACGAAAGGUAAAUGGCUUUGUUUAAGUGAUAAACGGCGUUGGUAAUAUAGUUACUACUAAUUGCGUCGUGAUGUUUCUAAUACGUAUUCGCUGUAUUUCGAGUGUGCUUUCGACGUUCUCAGAGAAACGCUGUGCUCGCUGUGACGAUGCUUUCGAUUCCGUGUCGUCGAGAACCGUGUAAAUAUUUAUUCGUCGUAAAUUCGAAACGAAAUAAGCGAUGUUUUUUUUCCAAGCAACUUCGACGCUCGAGGGUGAUAUUCGCGCUACGGAGAGUAUUUUUCUGUCACGAUCGCGUUCCUAUAAGACAGCUAUGCAUCCUCGUUGCGGACACCGCGGACUAGCGGGUCGGAAAACUCCUCGAAACGUGUAAAUAUCGUUGCUUUCGGUCGGUGUCUCGCGACGACACGGCUGUAAAUCGAGAGUCGAGUCACUCUUGAAUUUAUUUUUCCCACGACCACGAGUUUGACGAUGUCGACGUAGUACAGAGACCACGUAUACGUGGCUCGUUGUCCUUCUGUGAGCAUCAUUCUUUCUGUGUGCGUGUUUUGUCUUCGAUUGCCGGACACCUAGCUCUCCGAGCACGCAUGUAAUUAUACGGUGCCAAUUUUAGAGUAAUCAAACGUACCGUCGGUUUUCGGAGUUCGGUACGAUUUUUCUAAGGAAAUCGGUUGAGAAAACGUGCAUUGAGAAAAGGAGAAUGAAAGAGUAAUAAUAUUGUACUUCAUACUUCGAUGAGCUUUGUUAGGCAACGUUUCCAAGCUCUGCUAAAGCAUUGUUUACUUGGAACAAUGAAAUUUUAUCAAAUUUGUCGGUAAGUCUUAUAAUUCGAAAUUUCAUCAUGUUUGAAUUGCUUGAAAACUUGCGAAGAGAGUUUCGAAUAUCCAUCAGUAGGUACACAUUCAUUGAGUUAAAGUUUCAUUGAAGCCCGUCUUCUGGUAGAAAACGGUUCGGAAAGCAUCGAGCCGACAAAUCGGGGUCUCGUGCAUUGCAUUGCCGGUGCACUCGGCAGCGGGUUUCAAUUAAAGUAAACUUCAAUCCUGCUGGAAUCUUUUGUCUGUCUUCCCCGGGUUCGCGACUCAUCGGUUCGAUAGUUUCUUGUUUAAACGGGGUCGAAUGUGAGGCAGCACGACGUUCGGUCUCUUUUCCUUUCACGUUUUAGUUACACGCGUGCUGUCCUCGUAAAUCGUCGCUUUAAACGGGCGCUGACCGAAACGUUGCCAAGACUUAAUGGAAGACCAAUGUAUAUACGUUGUACACUAAAGAGAAAAAAAAGGAAGAAAAAGGAAAAAAAAAGGAAAAAAAAAAUCCGUGAAAACAUCGAAACGUUGCGCGAUGCUUAUUGAAUUUCUCUGCUAGGAGUAUUAUCGUUCGAGUGAUAAGAAACCGAGUCGCGCUCGGUAGCUUUAGAAGAUAGACGGUCGUACGUGGGCGUGAUCGAAGCUUGAAAUAAGAUUCGUCUAUGUCAAAAUGCACAGACGUGACGCGAAUUUGUCCGUAACAAUUUGCGUUUCUUCGUACAUAUACUCGUACGUUCUGUGUCGUCCCCGGUCUCCUCCUACCCUGCCCUUGUCUCGUCGAAUAUUUUCGAAUCGAAGCACGUUGGUGACGAAAUGGAAGAGCGACUGUCAUUGGCCUGGCAGCAAUUUACCCGUACAAUACCGGAGGAUCGAUCUGGUUUUUUUCCCUGUAAACGAACCACCGUGGUCGAUGGGGUAGUCGAUAGCCGCUCUAGGUCGAUUCGAUCGAGAUGAAAUAUUUUUUUAAAAUCUGCUCUACCGCGAUAUCGCGUCAACGUUGCUUCGCUUGGAUCGUGUGCAGGGUGUUGCGUGAACGAUAUAGUUUCGAAAAAAACGAGAACGAACGAGCGAGGGUAGCUUUUUCGUCUUGUACCGACGUUACGGUGAAUGUGAACGCGUAUACUUGUAUAUAUUAAUACCUCGGGAGCAUUUUUCAUUUUCACUCGAAGCUCAGUUUAUACGCUGGUGCAGUUUGCACAAACUAAUUUGCUCGUACAAAUUUGCCCAAAUAAAUUGAAUUGAUAACCCUGUAUGCGUGUUCAGUUCGGUUUAAACAAAUUUUGUAGUUGGCUGAUUAAUUUUGCCUCCGGAAUGGCUCUGAAUACAUUGCUUACCCGACAGAAUUUCUAUCUUUCACUGUUAUAUUAAAAUCAGCUAAUACAGAUAAAAUGAACUUAAUGAUUUUUCCAACGUACUUACGCUGUUAAUUAAAAAAUUCAUUCUAGCUGUUAGAUCGAUAGAAUCUACCGAGUUUGUGCAAAUUAUAUUAACGUACAAACUCAGUUCAGAACGAGGAACGUUCGGUAUCAUUCGUCGUUGUAAGAAACACGCAACGCCUCGCAUACUCGCGACGAGAUUCGCGUGAAAAUUGUUUAACGAAUCAGAAUAACCGAACGACGUAUCUUUCGUUCGGUGAGAAUGAAAUCGAUGUGAUUAAGGAUUCAGCCGAUUCCUCGGGACGACGAUUGUGAACAUGUUAUUUUAUUAUCGUAACGAAUAGCUACGAAGAGGUAUUUAUAUAGCUAUGCUUUACUACCUGAACGGUAUCGAAAUUAUUACAAUAAUUGCUCAGCAAGAAAUAAGAAGCGAGUUUUUCAUCGCUCAUUGUGUACAGUACAACUUACACGAAUAAAAAAAAAAAGAAAAUAUUAGGACGGUUAUUUUCUAAACCGUUGAACAAGACCGCGCGAGAUGUAAAUUUUGCGAUCAGUUUCCCUCCCCCAUUCAUCGUUUUAUUUCUCGUUAACCAUAGAACGGAAGCCCUGCAACGUUGUACGACACGGAACGAAUAAGAAAUAGAGAGAAAAAAAAAAGAAAGAAAAGGAGCAGACAAAUCGUGAAACGGCUCAAAGUUUCGAGCUACGUUAAUGGAUCGCCAGUCAGUUCAGUUCCUACUAAUUUUUUUCGAGGGAUACCGAGUGCGGAAACGAUUCGCGGACUAACUGCUUGUCGCGUUAAUUUUUUAGUUUUUCUUUUAUCUGAUUCGCAGAAUCGACCGUGUUGAAAUUCAACGAUGUGGUCGAGAUAGACGAGAUUCCCCGUCGAUUAUAACUCGAUAACGAAUGAUAAAGAAAAUCCUGAUUUGGAAAAACGAAAUAUGUUCGCGAGGAUGAAAUAUAGAGAGAGAUCGAAACGAAACUCGACGACUGGUUGUCGAUAAACGCGAGAUCGACGUGGAAUCAGUCUGCACACGGGCCGUAUAUAAUUAGCCGCAAAACUUGAUUAGUCUAGGUUAUUACUCCAUAGACCAGUUUGUACGUCUAAUUACAACACGUUAUUGCGCAUACUCACUGUGAAUACGAAUGCAAUUAUAAAUUAUCAUAAUAAAGUGUAUGUUUAUAUACA